Molecule: messenger RNA, 6164 nt
Organism: Corythoichthys intestinalis (scribbled pipefish)
Lineage: Eukaryota; Metazoa; Chordata; Actinopteri; Syngnathiformes; Syngnathidae
Gene: dlgap4a
Product: discs, large (Drosophila) homolog-associated protein 4a
Exons: 12
Coding region: 314-3595 (1093 amino acids)
Biological process (GO): signaling
Cellular component (GO): glutamatergic synapse; postsynaptic specialization
Molecular function (GO): molecular adaptor activity
Source: RefSeq, a predicted model, not a curated record
GUCUUGUAUGAGUAAAAGGCUGCUGCGGAAUCAGCGGUAGCCUCCCAGCAGAGCUCCUCGUGCCGCCAUGGAGCAGCAUCCUCUGGUGAGCCGGCGGAGGACGGCUCAGUAGGGUGACACUUGCGUUUUUCAUUAAGGAGCGUCUUGUUUACCAGAACCAUUCGAUCCACAUGAAAGAGGAGGAUAUCUAUUGGCGUGUGACAAGCGGCAACAUCUGCAGCUCAUCGCAAUAAAAGGUGAGAAGGAUGAGCACUGCUAGUCCCUAGUCCUUCACUGACUGGCGACAUGCUCUAAAGCCAACCCAUCAGCAACCAUGAAAGGGUUAGGAUCCAACCGCAGUCGACAUCUCUCCGACUCAUGUGAACCAGCAGGGUGCCCGCAGAAAGCGCUCUUCCCUUUGACCUCUGACCCUCACUGCUCCUUCAUGUUGAGCCCAACCAUAAACCACUAUGGUACCCUGGACCCUCACCUCCAACAGUAUCCCGCCACCAGCCCCACUACCUUGACUCCAGACUGCAUGGUGCCUUUCAACCAGUUAUCCAAUAGCAGCACCUUCCCUCGUCUCCACUUCACCCCGCAGACGGAACAGUCGGACUUUCCCCAGGGUUGUAUGUCAGGCAGUGCGGGAGCAGCACAGGGGAACAGAGCAAGUGCACUGUCCACCUCUUUGUCAAUGGGUAUGGGCUUAGGCUUGGGUCUCACCGGUGCUCCUAUGAUCACAAGCGGAUCAGCCACCAUCUCCUCGGCAGCAGCAGCCAAGAUGAAUCGUUUACCAUCCAACAUCUUGGAUCAACUAGAAAGGCAUCUGCCCCUGCAACGGGACGGCUUCAGCACUUUGCAGUUUCACAGAGGACGUAUGUCAAAGCAACGCAGCGAAAGUCCAGGACGGAUACGCCACCUGAUGCAUUCUGUACAGAAGCUCUUUGCCAAAUCUCAAUCCCUGGAAAACUCUUCAGUGAAAGGAAACGCAAUCACCGGAGCCAGCAGUGACGGUGGCAGACCGACCCAAAGGAGUAAGAGUAAAGAUAGGGCUAAGACUGAAGGACCAAAGCAGAGAUCAAGACCUAACCCGUUAGGCCUGUGGAACUCAGACAACGCUCUUGACAGUGAUGCUACCAAAGCUGGCACAAUUGCUGUUGGUUACCGUAACCCGUUGUGCAUGAUGACACUCGGAAGAGCAAUAUCAGACAGCCAAGCCCAACCUAGGCAUAUCCCACACGGUUACAACACCAUUUCUGCACAUUCUCUCAAAUCUUCAAAAAGCAGCAGUGACCUCAAGCUCCUGGGAUGUCCAGUAUCACAGGUUGGAUCCAAAGAUGAGGAGGGAAGAGCUCGGAGCAAGGAUGAUACAUUGGUAAAAAGGGGAUCCUGGUCUAAUCUCACACUGAGUCAGGCCAGGCAAGUGUUACAGAAAGGCUCUGCUACAGUGAACAGGACCCUUUUGAAAACCAAGUCAUGCCACCAGGAUUUGGCUAACCAAUUCCUUCAGGUAGGCGUACCAGUUCCACAGGGGGACUGCGCUGGCACUUUAGGGCCAGGCCGAGCCAAAGGAACAGAAAUCCCAUGUCGAAGGAUGCGCAGUGGCAGCUAUGUGAAAGCAAUGGGAGACAUUGAGGACAGCGAUGAUUCAGAGGGUAGCCCCAAACCAUCCCCCAAAUCUGCAGCCCGUCGUCAAAGCUAUCUGAAGGCCACUCAGCAGUCCUUCAGUGAACAGCAGCCGCCUCCAACUGCACGCAAGCCUCGUUUCUACGCUCUCAUGCGGGAGGAUUUUCUAUGGUCUCCACUACAGAGUGCAUGCUCUAUGCAGCAUCUGAGCUCUCUGCCUUCCCUUAAAGAGCUGUCCACCAAUCGGAGUCUUGACAACUUAGACUGCCUGGUGAGCCCACUGGAAACGCCACCAGGUCACGGACACAAAACUUUCAGCCUUUGUCCGGGUACCUUAACCAGGGGGUUUGCCGCUCAGGCAUGUGGGCGUGACUUUGGCCACUCUGUUCCGCACUGUGAGGGGGAAUCCCAGUCAGUGGAAGCCUUGGACCUUCCUGCGCCAACCUGCUUUAGGUCACGUAGCCACAGCUACCUGAGGGCCAUCCAGGCUGGUUGCUCACAGGAUGAAGAUACAGCCUCGGUGGACUCCGACUCACCCCCACCCACCGCCAAAAGCUACAACUCAAAUACCAUCAACAAUAGGAAGGCCCCACCUCCAGUCCCACCCCGCACCACCUCCAAACCUCUCAUCUCAGUGACACUUCAGAGCAGCACAGAGUCCGCCCAAGACACGUACCUUGACCAACAAGACCACGGAAGUGAAGCAAACAGCCAAUCGGGACAUAGCAAUUCCUCUGAAAGUCUCUGUAGCAUCCGCAACAGCGGUCUGGCCAAGAGGAGGCAGGCUCCCACUGCUUCCCCUGCUGCUAUUCCUGCCGCUGCUGCAGCCUCUGUGCCCCCUGUUCCAGCCCCUCGUGAGCUUCCACCCACUACCUCUUCCACCACUUCAACAUCUGCUCAGCCUCAAAAUGACACCCUGAACACUGGCCUCACUUUGGAGCAGCCUCCCAUUGUACCCAAACGAAAGCUAUCUUCUAUUGGAAUUCAGGUGGAUUGCCUUCAGCCUGUUACAAGAGAAGAACCAUUGCCCUUGGCUGCGCCUCUAAAAUUCCAGUCCAUUGGAGUUCAAGUGGAGAACGGCAGGCCUCUUAGCCGAGACAGCAGCAUGGCCUCCAGACAAAACACUGAGACCGAGCCUCAGGAACAACUCGAAGCCCCGCUCUCGGAAAGCAGCAAAGCCAACGGCACCAGUCCUAAUGCCACAAAUUUUAACGAAUCCAACACUAAGGACAAAGUCUUGGAACAACUUUCUCAUAAACAAACGUCACCUCCAUCCAGAACGUCCUCCUCGGCCCUACAGUCCCUGGACCCGGCUUUAGAUCCGUCAUCACUGCCCCCACCAGAUCCAAGCCUGGGGACCGGAAACUGCAACGCACAAGGAGACGCGGCACAGGCCAGCACGCCAGCUUGCCUCCGAGAUGGUAACUGGUUCCUGAAGCUGCUGCAGGCGGAAACCGGCCGCAUGGAGGGUUGGUGUCAACAGAUGGAACAGGAGACCAAAGACAACAAGCUGUCAGAGGAAGUGUUGGGUACGAUCCGGAGCGCAGUCGGCAGUGCCCAGCUCCUCAUAUCACAAAAGUUUGAGCAGUUCAGGGGGCUCUGUAAUGAAAACCUGAACGUGAAUGCCAAUCCACGGCCAACAGCCCAGGACCUUGCAGGCUUCUGGGAUCUUCUACAACUCUCAAUAGAAGACAUCAGCAUGAAGUUUGACGAGCUUUACCAAUUGAAAACUAACAACUGGCAACUUCCUGAGAAAUCAAAUAAGGUCGAAAACAAGCAACUUCCAUCCUCUGUGCCAAAGAAGCAAUCUAAACCCAGGCUUUCAGCUGGGAAGGACAGAAGUGUGGACUCUGCUGUGGACAAACAGAGACAAGAAGCCCGAAAACGGUUGAUGGCAGCGAAGCGCGCGGCGUCUGUGCGACAGAACUCUGCCACAGAGAGCGCCGACAGCAUAGAAAUUUAUGUCCCGGAGGCACAGACCCGCCUCUGAGUGUGUCAUCAUCUGCGCAUCAUCCACUCACUCAGUGACUCAAACAUCAACAUGAUGAUCUAAACAUUGCAGUCCUGUCUUGCAAAAUGGGACGGAAAACAACCAUGCAAGAUUUAUAAUACCAUUAGUAUGGACAUUUAUUAUAAUUAUUAAAUAAAAUCACUCUAUUCCGAAGUAUAUCAAGACUGUCUGAAACGUGCAAGCACCCUUUUUGACAAAAAUACUGCAAGGAAUAUUUGUAUGUGCGGGAAUCUACCCUCUCAAUUCUCGGGAGGAAACAGACAAGUCGUGUCUACCUGGUUUACGAUGUGAGCUACCAUCCCCACAUACACUCAGGAUACACGUGCAGGUGUACUCACUGUCCCUAGAGUCUUCCUGUUCUCUUUAUAUAUGGCUGCCACUCUUUGGCUCUACUAUUUACCAUGUAAAACUUAUGGGAUGGUUUGAAAUGAAGAGAACCAGAGGAAGGCGGUAGCAUAUAUAUACUAGUAUAUAUAUUAUAAAUAACACACUAUUACGAUCAUUUUGUAAAUGUUGUAUACAAGAUUAUUAGAAAGCUGCGUGUUCAGUACCAAGGUAGGUUUUUUUUGUUUUGUUUUGAAAAUAGAUCUUAUACAUGUACUGUCAGGAUAUAUUAGCACUCGAUGCAAUCAUUUUGACGUCACCCCUCCACUUUUUCUCACAAACGCACACUACACAGUCUGUGUCUUUGAAUAUCAUCAUUUAAGUCUUACAUUUGUAGUUUUUGAUGCGGUAUCGUUCAAAGGACUGCUUGGCCAAUGAGCUUUGGAGGAAUUUACAGCACUGUGCUGUAAAAUCAUACAUGCUGUCAGCACGCAUGCAUUUUGCAGCUCAUUCCAACUUGAUCAUUGCACUUUCACCUCAGAUCAAGUAUUUCUUUCGUUUAUUUCCCUCUUUUGUUCGCUGAAUUAUUGGGAAUUCAGCUGCAACGUGGCGUAGGGGACCAAGACACCCACCACUUGAUAUGUCAUUCCCAUUUACCCGGACAACAUGUGAUAGUGUGGGAGUUUUCAUACCACUGGGAAGGAAAUGGAAAAGCAAUAAUAAAAUGGAGUUUUGUCAGCGCUGCAGUCUUAAGAGAUUAAAUGGUUUGACUUUAAAGUCUGAAGGAUGGAUGUUUCUUUUGCUUGUGAACUCAUAAUUCACUUGAAUCUCAGGUCGAAAGCUGAGCAGUAGGAACCGGAUGGAAAUUGAUAAUAACACCUUUUAUUUAAAAGAGUCUUUCAAAGGUCAUAAUCACAAAUUUGAGAAAAUUACUAAUUCUAAAUUUUUUUAAUAACUGAAAACAUUGUUCCUGCACAAAUUUUGUUGCAUAGCACAGAUGUCAGUUGUUGUUGUUUUUUUUCCGCACUGCAAAUUUUUACUCUCCUCCAGCCUAAGUUAAAAUAACUGUGGUACGUUCCCGAAACACCCCCGUAUUUGAAACAGUUUCUGGCUUCUUCUGAAAAGAGGUCAGCCUGUAACAUUAUCACUUAUCACUUGGUGCUGUAACGGAUAUGUUUUUGUGCCAAGACGGCAGCGGUCAAAACAUCUUUCAUUUAAGAAAGUUUUAAUUUAAAUGUUUUCAUUAUUUAAUUUUUUUGUCUGUUUCUUUUUUUUUAAGCAUUUCCAAUGGUAUUUGCCCAAUUAUGUUCAAGGGUCAACCCACUUGUAAGACUUGGUUGGUAAACCCACCACUGUUCAGUCCCUGCGUUACACUGAUACACUCCUCCAUUGUUUUGAAUCAGCAAAAACAUUGAAUUGUCAACAAUUACAAUGCAUCCCUUUGUUUUUAUUUCAUCUGUAAUACAUCAACAGCGGACAUGUGCAUUUCAUUUGUCCAAAGAAAUCAUUAAAACAUCCCUUUGCUACAUGUCCUGGUCAUCAUUCUUGGUGUCUUUUAUUUUUUUUCUCCCCUAAUAGAAUCUGCGUGCUAAUCAUAGCUUCUCACUACACCUUCAAAUAAUACUAAUACUUAUAUUAGACAUUUAUAUUGUGUAUUCUCCAAAGCAUGGCCUUUAUACGUGUAAAAAUAUAUCUUGAAAGAUUUUAAUGGGUUUUGUAUAUGUGGAGCUUCUCGUAUGUUCUGAAAAAGUUGUACUUAAGAGCUGGAUCCCUUUAUUCAUUUACAUUAUGUUCAUCAGAGUAUGAGCAAAUUGUUUACCUGUACCUCCCGAGUUCCCAAGGGCUACAAAGUGAACACGUGUUCAAUGGGCACAACACUGGAGAUGAUUCUUCACCGCCAUUGAUGGUGUGAAACGUCCAAUCCAUUUUUAUUAUCCCUCCCCAUCAAAAUGGGUUGGACGUCCAUUACCGUCUAUGACAGCCAAUGCCUUGCAGGCAAGCGGUACAUUUGGAUUGGCAGGUAGACAAAAACAUUGUCAUGUCGUCACGGUGAUAAAGCAACAAAGCAAGCAAAAAUAUUUGGGCUUUCAAGAAUAUAUUUUUACGAACUAAGCACAUAUCUAACAUGAUUUGGUUAAUGUCAUGAUUGUCUUCUGAGAGGAUGGACCAUGUUGAUUUCAACCUGGCAAUUUCUGGACACAUUUGACUUAUCGAAUUAAAGUGG